This is a messenger RNA of Aspergillus sclerotioniger CBS 115572, 2319 nucleotides long. Its product is annotated as alpha/beta-hydrolase. Bases 361 to 2196 code for a protein of 611 amino acids. The record is from RefSeq and is a predicted model, not a curated record. Lineage: Eukaryota; Fungi; Ascomycota; Eurotiomycetes; Eurotiales; Aspergillaceae. The transcript has 6 exons.
UUCGCACAAAGAUAAGCAAUACGUUUGAGUAGCUUGAAUAGGAAAGUGGCGAGGGUAGUGGAUUGACUCGUAUUCCGGAUGAUUUGGCCUGAUCGGCGGGGUGGGGAGGUGACGGAGAUGCUGAAGCCAGGACUCGGAUGGGGCGGCAGUGCCGGCUGGCCUCGGGAGGCUCCACCAAUCGGAGGGUGGCCAAGGAUGGCCAUCCCUGUCAGGCCCCAAGGCUCUCAGGCUUCAGCAGUCAGCAUCACCAGCGCUUAUUUCUUCUGACUUGCACCAUCUCAAGCUUUAUCAAUCGAUCCUCCGGCUCAUAUUCCAAUCGGCGGUCGCGGCUGAAAGUGUCCAUUUCUCUCCGAGCCAACCAUGACCUUCCCUAAGAAUGGCCUCGUGAUAGGCGCAAUCACUGUGGCCGUAGCCUUUCUCGCAACGUAUCUUGUCCCCUUUACCGACAUCUUUUUGGAAAAGGCUGUCGAGUUGGGAGUCACUUUACCAAAGGGAUUUGUGCCUCCACCCAUUGUUCAUGACACCGGUCGCGAUAUCAAAUAUAUCGGUAGCCUGUCCAAUGAGGUCGAACACUUCCAGAACAUCUUCUACGCGGAGGAGCCAACUGGCUCCCGCCGCUUCGCGCCUCCCGUUCCUGUUCAGCCACCAGCAGGAACCGUAAUUGAUGCCACUAGUCCAGGGGCGUGGUGUCCCCAGGGAACGGGGGAUAUCUUGCCCUUCACUAGUAGGGUGUCCAACAUUAGUGAGAACUGUCUCAGCUUGCGAAUUGCUCGGCCGACCGGGCUGAAGGAUGAAAGGUUGCCGGUUGUGGUGUGGUUGCAUGGAGGUGGCCAUGCGCUGGGUUCCGCGUCGGAGGUUCUCUACAACCCGGAAGGGUUGGUGAAGGAGGCAGUUGUCGCUGGAAAGCCUCUGAUCUAUGUUGCGAUCAACUAUCGAUUGGGAUUAUUUGGAUUCGCGACCAGCGAGGCCAUGGUCGAGAAUAAGCAGACGAAUGCCGGUUUGCGUGACCAGCGAGCUGCUUUGGAAUGGGUGCGCGACAAUAUCGAAGCUUUCGGAGGGGAUCCCGACAGAGUGACUGCCAUUGGCCAAAGUGUUGGAGCCAGCGACAUCGGCCUGCACUUGACAUCUUGGAGCGGGACCAAAGGGGUUCCUUUCCAACAAGCUAUCAUGAUGUCCGGCGCUCCAGGUCUCAACUUCAACAGUGACCCUGCGCUAGUAGCGGACAAUACCGCCAGUGUAGCGAAAGAAGUAGGAUGCGUCACCAAAGACGCACAGUCCCUGGAGACCCUUGACUGUAUCCGACGCAUCCCUUUUGAGACCCUCACCAACAUCUCCGUGACGGCAUCCCGCGCAGCCCGUCCUCCAUUCGGCGAAGGAUUCUUCUACCCCACCAUUGACGGCGACAUUCUGCCUGGCCGACCGACUGAACUCCUCCGCGCCGGUAAAUUUGUCAAAGAUGUCCCCAUUAUUGCCUCCUGGGUAACCAAUGAUGGCGCCUGGUAUGCCCCGCCACCCACAUCCACAGAUGAAGAGGUGCUGGGUAGUUUUGGGUUAUGGCUAUCCAAGCUCUCCCCUUUGACGAAAGAAAAACUCUUGGACUUGUAUCCCGUGGCAGCGUUCGAGCACAUGGCCGGUGAAGGGCCGAUCUCACCGCAGUACUACCGUGCGGCGCAGCUAAAUCGCGACAUCUGGUUUUCCUGUCCCGUCUUGGACUUCACAUGGCAGUAUGUUCAGAAGGGAGGUGUCGACGCAUCCAAGGUAUGGUUGUAUGAGCAUAAUGCAACGAGAUACGCUCCGGUGUUUGAGAUGAUGGGGGUUCCGAUGUGGCGUGUUGCGCAUCUGAGCGAUAUUCCGUACGUGAUGAACAACGGUAAUGUAGGAGGUGGGGCGGAUAACUCACCGGAGCAGAUGGAGCUGUCGCAGCUGGUGAGUAGGAGGGUGAUUGGAUUUGCGCAUGAUGGAAGACCUGGUGAGGAAUGGCCGGCUGCAUUCUUGGGAGGUAGUGAGGAGUUGCCGAAGGAGUCUCCCGGUCGGGUGUCGAUUCAGGUGUUUGGCGGCCCGGUGCCGGGACCAGUCACGGUCCGGAAGGAUGCCAGCGAUGCCACGGCGGCAGAGCAAGCGGUACUAUGGGAGAAGCUGUUUGAUCGGUGUGAGUUCAUCAACAGUGUGCAGAUGCGAGCAGAGGCGGGUGUAUGAUGCAGAUUUUAUAACGAUGGUGCUCUCUCCAAUAGCUGUUGACUUCCUUCCGAGACAAUGUAUGUCACCUAACCAGGAUAUAGAAAAAUACUGGAUUCUAUCUACCAAGCGGAUAUCAUCGGG